This is a messenger RNA of Gossypium raimondii (Peruvian cotton), 1240 nucleotides long. RefSeq lists its product as uncharacterized. The transcript has 3 exons. Bases 194 to 1015 code for a protein of 273 amino acids. The record is from RefSeq and is a predicted model, not a curated record. NCBI's taxonomy places the organism in Eukaryota, Viridiplantae, Streptophyta, Magnoliopsida, Malvales, Malvaceae.
UUUCAAAGACCUUAGCCGUCUGUCAAAAAAAACCCUAGCCGUAGUCCUCUUGGUUUUUAGGUUUCUUUCUAGGAGAGAGAGUUCUGUAUUAUUUUUUAGUUCGUAAGUUUUUUCGUAUACUGAACAAUCUUUUGUUACCGAUUCAUAAAUUUCUCGAGGAAGUUCUUGGGAUUUCGAAAAGAAAAAGCCGAUAAUGUCUCGGUGUUUUCCUUACCCGCCUCCAGGAUAUUUAAGGCAGGGGUUUGCUGAAUCCAUUAAGCUCGAGAAAGAGAAGGUACCGUCCAAAAGAGAACAGAGAUUACACAAGAGAAGUGAGAAGAAGCAGAAAAAGAAGGAAAGAGAAAGAAAGGAUAAAACUCACGGUCUCACCAAGAAAUUUAAGCAUGAUGAUUCCCUAAAUGUCUAUAAAGAUGACCAAUUGGAGAAUAGUGAUCUUACCGAAGAACAUGGGCCACCUGUUUGCUACACAUCUGAUGGCAGCCAAAACAGCAACAAGAGGAAAAGGGAAACUUUAUUCUCUAGUGAAAGCAGGGUUAAUGAUAAUGCCUUAAAGAUACGGUUUACCUUGAAAAAGCCUUGUCAAUCUGCUGCAUCUCUUAGUGAAGAAACAGUCUCUACCUCUGUGAGGUCGGAUUCCACUCGAGAGCAAUGUUCAUCUUGGAGUAUAAAAGCUAAUACAGUUACUCAUGUGCCUGAACAAAAUCUAUGGCACAAUGAUGAAAGGAGAGCACAAAUUCCCUCUUCCGAAACUUCAGUGCGUGACAGUGAGAUGCAGAAGGCUGCAUUGCCAUAUGAAAGCUUGAUCGAGGGUUGGAUGCCACCUCUCGUUGAGCUAAAUGAUGACAGCGGUGAUAACUGGCUUUUUAAGGUCAAGCAGCAAGGACAAACGGCCGCUAAAACAUCUAAAGUUGACAGUGGUGUUACUACUUGUCGUGGUUGUGCAACUUCAUGGCCAAGUGCUCAGUUUGUUUCUGAGGCUGAUAUUUAUGCACUGCCUUAUACCAUUCCAUUUUGAUUGUUAUAGCAAUCUGACAACAGCACUUAGUGGAGGGUAGUUUUUUCCUCCUCCACAAUGAGCGCGACCCUAAUUCUUUUAAUCAGUUUCCUAAAGUUUGUAUUGAAGAGCAGAAAGGCGAGAUUGGGCUACAAUCCCGACCUGUGACACAAUUUUGUUUGUUGGCCAAACACUAGCAUGUAUCAUUUUAUAAAAUUUCUAAUUGGAAAUAGGAUUUCCACCGAA